UGAAACUAAAGCAAGUGUUUUCACCGUAAAAUGGAUUUUUCCAAGACAUUUAGAUGCCAAUAUUGAAUUGUUUCAGAGGAGUAUUGAUCAUUACCAAUACGAAUUACCGCCAUUUCAUAACGUUCGGUUGUUGAAAGACACGUUGAGUUCGGAGGAUGUCCAUUGUCUGUUGAGGAAGUGAGUGCUGCAGCCAGUGUGUGAAAUGGUGAAUUUUCUUUGAAUUGCUGAAAGAAACACAAUAUUUUAACUCAGAAUGUUAUUGGCGUUGAAGAAUUUUGUGGAUCGCUGUUACAACAGUUUAGUAAACAGAUACAGUCUCUGAAAAUGGUGAAAACUAGGAGUGGUGAUACAAGUCAGUAUUUGGAUACAGAGAUGCCAGUAAAAAAUUCUGUGGUCGUAAAAGAAGACGACGAUGGGAGUGAUAACAGUGACCAUGGAUCCAAUAAGGAUGAUUCCUACCCUCAACAGUCCCCUUGUUGGAGCCGAGAAUUACGAAAUCGCUUUGUUUUUAGUACUAAAGAUCGUACACGUAAUUCUGGAGACUGUAAUGUGCAUCCCAGAUAUGGAAAACAAGGAAUUCGUUCAAGGCGCCAUAUUAGAUGUGGAGCACCUCUGACUUUAAGUGAAAGAAAUUCAGUUUACAGAGAUGGUAUGGUUGAAGAUUUAGAUGACAGUGAUUCAUUUGAUCAUCCAGAAGAUGAUGACGAUGAUGAUGAUGAUGACGACAUUUUUAGCCCUUGUCGCAAAAGAGUAAGGACUUGCCGCCAGCGCCAGCCCUAUAGGACCCAUCUUCGAAGUUCACGCACGUCUUCAAGAAGAGAGCAUAGGAGCAGUAGUAAAUUAAAUGGUCAUGACAGCAGGAUUGAAAAACAAGGUGAUGAUGCACAAGAAGCUGAAGGUGUUAGGCGCAGUACUAGACAACGAAAACUUCUUUAUGAUAACUUCAAUACGAGUUGGAUACUUGGAACUCAGACUCUGAGAGGCUACCCAAUGUUCUUGCCAGACAAGGAAGAAGUGGAGAAAGGCUGCACAGAAGGCAGUUCUCGUACACAGGAGCGGGUUGAAGAGGAGGAGGAGGAAGAGGAGGGGGACACUAGCAAAGAGACGUGCAAGAAAAAGAGACAACCAUUGGUAGAAAUGCCUGCUGCUGUAGAUGAUAAUUUUGAAGAUAUGUACUCAAGAGUGAAACGGCCAAGGCGGUCAACUCGCAGAUUGAUGUAUCCUCAGCAGCAGCCUGCACCAAGAUCUCGCAAAAUUAAUGAAGAUAGUGAUGAUGCAAGUGACUCACAAAGCAGUCAGACUUCGUCAGACUCUGAAGAAGAAGUGGAAGUGCGGAGGGAAAAAUACCACCUUCGAAAGACAAAACCGACUGUGCAGAGGUUCCAGGUGAAUGUUGAUCCACCACGGCGAUCGUCCCGAAUCUUCCGUACAGUUUUAUCGUCUGUCAGACGAAGACGACACCGCGAUGACAGUUCGUCGAGCAGCAGUGAAGAAGAAAGAUUUGACAGGAAAAAAGUGAAGGGCCACGGCAAAAGCAGGACACGUUGCCUUCCCAUAAACAUACAUACAAAUGAUCUUCCUGUGAGUAGUAGGCCACAUGAAGCCAGCAAAAAACUCGCCGAUGUUAAUCCCGUCGUGUUAGAUACGAGCAUACGCUUUGAGGACGUUGGUGGCUUGGAAGAGCAUAUACGUUGUCUAAAAGAGAUGGUAGUUUUCCCAAUGUUAUACAAAGAAGUGUUUGAUCGCUUCAGUAUAAGGCCACCGAAAGGAGUUCUUUUCCACGGUGCUCCCGGGACAGGAAAAACCUUAAUCGCUCGGGCGCUUGCAAAUGAAUGUUGUCAAGGUGAUCGAAAAGUAUCAUUUUUCAUGCGUAAAGGAGCAGAUUGUCUUAAUAAGUGGGUAGGAGAAUCAGAAAGACAAUUGCGUCUUUUGUUUGAACAGGCAUAUGAGAUGCGUCCGUCCAUAAUCUUCUUUGAUGAAAUUGAUGGUUUGGCACCAGUUCGUUCUUCUAAACAAGAUCAGAUACACGCUAGUAUAGUGUCGACACUACUUGCCCUCAUGGAUGGCCUAGAUAACCGGGGUGAUGUUAUUGUCAUUGGUGCAACCAAUCGAAUUGAUGCAAUUGACCCUGCUUUGAGGCGGCCUGGUCGCUUUGAUCGGGAGCUCUACUUCCCUCUACCAGCUAAGAAGGAAAGGCAAGAAAUUUUGCGCAUCCAUGUCAGCCGUUGGCAGGAACCACCUCCACCAUCUUUAUUAGUUUCAAUGGCAGAACAGGCAGUUGGUUAUUGUGGCUCUGACUUACAAGCUCUGUGCUCUGAAGCUGUAAUCCAAAGCUUAAGGCGGAGAUAUCCCCAGAUUUAUAAUUCGAGGCAAAAAUUGCUGGUUGAUCCCAAAGCAGUGAAGGUGGAUAAAUUAGAUUUUCUGCGAGCAAAAAAGUACAUAGUGCCUGCAGCACAUCGUGUUGCACCAUGUGUUGGACGAAAACUAUCACAGCUUGUUGAACCACUGCUGAAGGAUUUACUGGGUGAAGCGAUUGACAUUCUGAGACUGUCAUUUCCUCACAGCACAUCUCGGAAUGUUAUUGGCACUGGUGGCAUCCAUCGGCCUCAACUGCUGCUUGUAGGGGAUUCUGCAGCACAUGGUCAGACAACCCAUCUUGGUCCAGCCUUGUUGCAUCACAUGGAACAUUUGCCAGUACACACACUUGAUCUGGCUAAGCUCUUCGGUGUGUCAGGAUGCACUCCAGAGGAGGCAUGUAUUCAGGUUUUCCAGGAAGCUCGCCGAAAUACUCCGUCCGUCAUAUAUGUACCUGGAAUAUCUCAGUGGUGGUCUCUUGUUGCUGAAACUCUGCAGGCUGUAUUUUUAUCAAAUUUGCGUUUGCUUAAUCCAAGCAUUCCAAUUUUAUUGCUUGCUACGUCAGAUGCACCAUAUAAAAAUUUACCACAUCAGGUGAAGGAGUUAUUCAGUGACUAUCGUGGAGAAGUAAUUAAAGUUGGUAAACCAAACGCUGCCAAACGGAGAGCGUUCUUUGCACCCAUUUUUACUGUUGUUCCAUUAAGGCACCCAAAGCGUAGGAGAAAAGCAGCUGCCCCACUUCCUGAACUGCCUGUAGCACCACCACCUGAACCACGUAAACUUUCAGAAGAAGAACAGAAGGCGCUAUAUGAGAAGGAGGAAGGCACAUUAAGGGAAUUGCGCAUAUUUCUGAGAGAGAUAUGUGCCAAACUUGCUCGUAACCGCCAGUUCUACAUGUUCACAAAACCAGUAGACAUAGAAGAAGUUCCUGACUACCUUGCUAUCAUCAAGCAACCUAUGGACUUGGAGACAAUGAUGACAAAAAUAGACCUACAUCGUUACUCCUGUGCUCAAGAUUUUCUAGAUGACAUUGAUCUUCUUUGCAGGAAUGCUUUGGAAUACAACCCUGACAGGGAGCCUGCUGACAAACUUAUAAGACAUCGUGCUUGUUCACUGAGAGAUACUGCGUAUACAUUGAUAAAAGCCCAAAUGGAUUCGGAUUUUGAGGAGCAGUGUAAAGUUAUAGCAAAAGCGAGAAGAGAGAGGGCAGAGUCUCCAUCACGAUUUGCACCUGAGUUUGUGCUCACCACAAAUGAACAAACUUCAAGUAAAGAAAAUAGCCCAAAAUUAGCAAGUACACCAGUUAAAGACUCAAUGACUUCUACCGAUACAAGUGGAGGAAAUGGUUCAAAUGAAAUAACAGGUUUCCCCAAGAGUCAUUGGAAGUUCAACAGUGAUUCAUGCCUUUCAAAAAAGCGUCGUCGAUCUGCUUGGUCAAGGGGCCUACUGAGACAUAGCUCUGGCAAAAAGAAGAAGCAUUGUGUUCGUCAUGUGCUGUCUUUGAGUCCAAAUGCUGGAAACAAUAAUUCUAAUUCAGCAUCCACGAAACUGGAUGCUGAUAACAUUGCGAAAGAAAGAGUAAUCAAUGGUCCAUUGAAUAUUAAGGUUGAAGGAGGCAAAAAAAUAAAUGGAGAAAAUGAACCACUUCACUUGGAGGGGAAAAGGAAAUCAAAAGAUGAUUUAGAUUGUGCCUCAGUAACAAAAUUAGCAGAGUCGGCUAUAUAUAGUGUCUGUCAGACCAACAUGGAUGCACAUGCUGAUGAGACAUUGAUCAACUACGAUAAUGGGAGUCAAGAUGAUGCAGAUGCAGGUCAUGAAUUGGAUAUUUCUGCUGAUCAGGAGCAGUUGAAUGACACAGUAUGUGAGAGGAAUCCUUUGACAUUGGACAAGGAUAGAUUAGAAUCAUUACUACAUAAAGCAGUACUAAUAACUGAGCAUUGUGCUGCAGAAACAUUGCUUGAGCUGUAUGCUCAACUGCGGAAAUGUGUAUUGAAAUAUAGCAAUCAAUGGGACAGAAGACAGCUACCUCAGGAUUUGGAUGUGGAGCUUAGGAGAUUUCAAGAACAUUACUCCCAAUUACUGUAACUGCCAGUUUGUAUGCUCAAACAUAUUUUGUAUGAAAUAGAAGUUAUAGAUACAAUACAUAAUGCUGUUAUUUUUGACUUCCAUUCAUAUGUUUGCUCAUAUUAUAUUUGGAUAACAAAAAAUCAUACAUUUUGGUAAUGUCGUUGUAUAUGUUCUGUAAUUUAUUGACUUCCAUAAGUGGUUUGGUUGUUGUAAAUUAGUAUGUCAUAAUAAGCAUUGUAAAUAAGGUACCGUGUGUGUGUGUGUGUGUGUGAGAGAGAGAGAGAGAGAGAGAGAGAGAGUGCUCACUCCCACAAGUGUGGGUUUUAUAUAUGUGAGAGAAAGAUGUCAUUGUUUGUGCUAACAGAUGCUGGACACUUCCAGAGUUUUUUGUUAAUACUAAGUAAGACAACAGUGUUCAAUAAUUUAUUUUUAUUAAAUAUGCACUAAAUUUUGUAGACUUCAGUGUAACAGGGUUUCCCAAAUAAUAAAGCACCGCCAGUUGUUGAAUCUCAGGGAAAAUGACUGCCAGAAUUGUAGAUAAGUUAAAUAUUACAGUGUUCACCAUGUAAUGUGAUUUUAAAAUAGGUACACUUCAUUGGUCUAGUUGUAUAAAUGACUGGCCGCUUUUAAUGACAGGUUUAUGUUUCAGUUGUGCUAACAGUAAAAAAAAAAGAGGAAAAAUGUACACAUUCUUAAUUAUUUUUAUUCACAAGUAGUAGUUAUUGUUCUUUGUAUACAAACCAGUCUGGCAGUAAAUUAAACUGCUCUCCUGAUUGCCUCUGUUCAAAGUUGAUUUUAGUGCUUGCUUCAAAUUUAAUAAAAGUUACCUGUUAUCUUUCUUCUAUUGUACACACUUUAUGAAAUUUAAUUUUGUCCACUCUUUGUGCUGAUUCUUAACACAUUUUACAUUUGUCUCCAACACCAAAUGAUAAGAAAAUACUUGCAAUACAGGCAAUAAAUAAGAUAAACUAAAAUUUAUUAUUUUCACAAAUGUCGUUAUUAUGACCUAGAUGUCAGCUUGUUAUUUGUAGGUUCAUUCUCUUGAGUACUUCUGCUUUUAUUGUUUAUAUUACUGUGAAGGGUAGUUCCCUUGUGUUUUGUGAUUUUUAAGAGUACUUAGGCAGUGCUCAGAGCAAGACUAAGUAUCUAAUUUCUCAGUGGGGAGUAUGACACAUGGAAAACUACACGUGCGAUUUUAAUAUUGACUGUGGAAGAAUUAUUAAAAAUGAAUUUUAAGAACAUUUAUACUAGAAGUAGAAAAGUUAAGGGAAGAAAAAUUAUGUUGCUGUUUGGGCAGAUGAUUUUCAUGUAACGACUGCCAGCUAAAACUACUGUGAUGAGGCAGUGACUAAUAGUAUUUGCAUUAAUAAAAAUGGUAGUUGUUGUUGCCUUCGUGUGGACAGGACAACAGAAGAUACAUCAGUUGCAGUAUUCAAAACUGUACCGUUGAAAUAUUAAGUAGUUAAAUACCAAAUGGCUGUAUAGUGUCAAAUUUUAUUUGCCCUCUACAUGUGCAAACAUUUUUGCUCUCCUGAGACUCUCUAGUGAAAGAUGUUUUGAGGAAGAUGUAAAGGUAAACAUUAAAUAAAUAACACAACCAAAGCUCACAUUUCAUACAAGAAAGAAUGUGGUACAGUGUGAUUUGAGGAAAAUCGCGUGGGACUGUUCCCUGUAGUUAAGUUCGCUCGUCUUGUACAAUUAUCACUGUAAUAGCAGUGCACGUGUGUCAAGAAGUUUAUUGUGCAGGAACACAAGCCAUCAGGUUUACAUAACUAACUGAACUGUAGUCAUAGAAUAUUCAAAGAACUGUUCAAAGAAACUGCUGGCUAAUCAUUUUCUGAUGUGGGGGACCACAUCACUUCUGUUUUAAUCAUGUAGGUUCUUUAUUUUAAUGUAUAAAAAAUGACAUUUAUAAAAUAAUCAUGAAGAUCUUGGAUGAACAUUUCACUGAAGUAUAUCCUAGUGUAAAAUGUUCUGACAGCUUAAAACUGUGCCAAAAUGGAAAACUGUUCUCUGCUGUAUAAGAAAAUAUUAAUUGUAGAAAUAAUCCUAAAAGUUUUGUUCAGCCAUUCUCCGCGAUGUAUUGGCCUACAGGAGUGCUAGUAGAGUUAAGUGUGCAAGUGAACAUUGAGGAAUGUGGUACCAGCUGAUUGGAGCUCUAAAGUUAAUCUUUAAUCAGGCCUAGAUAGCUUAAUUGUAAAAAGCAUUGCCCGUGAAAAACAAUAGUAUGAGGUUUGGUCAACCAUGCUGUUUGUCUGUGAAGCAUACUGAACGAAACAUAGAAAAGCAUAUGAAACAGGAAACAUAGAACAAAAUAACAUUAUCAUAUUAUCACAAAUUCCAGCUGAUAUGUCAGAAGAUCUGUUUCCUUCGGAUGUGAGAAAAAAUAACAUUCAUUUUUAAUACAUACACUCAAGUACUGGAAAGAGAGGUAAGCUUCAUCAGAACAACUACCACUCAAACUGAAGUGACAAGACAAUAUGAUAUAGAGCGUAAUCAAAACAGUGUGCUAAGCAGGCUCAAUUCUAUUCUUUCCACAUAUGCUCUAAAAUUCUGAUAUCAUCUGUGGCCCCGCACUCCCACAACAUAAGUGGUUUUAUGUAUAGUUUUUCAGAUGUUCCUACCAGUAGAAACAAAAAAGUAAUUCUUAAUGUUUUUAUUGCUUUUUGUGUGGUGCCCUGAAGAAAAGUAAGUCCAUUUAAAUUAUUAUAAUUACAUUAAGCAUAAAUUUCGGAUUUGCAGGAAGUGAAUAGGACUCUGUGCCUGUUAUCGGGACGCUGAAAGAGUAUAUUACACACACUUCAGCAUUUCCGUGGUAGAUAAUCACUAGUUUACAUGAGUGUGACUCAUGAGACUAUACAGAGCAAUAUUUAUAUAUGUGGCGAGCAAUUUGAAUCUGUAUUUGGGUGUGAGCAUUUCAUCUUCCAUUUGCCUGAAACAGGCUGAGAGCUAAUAAAUAAACAUUUGGCAAAAACCUACAUAUAGGCUUUGAAUACUGCAAUUUUUUCAUAAACUGCUGUGAUUGAUUUUGUGGUAAAAGAACAGCUUACAUUGUUAUAAGCAGAUUUCUUUUAACCAAUGUAUAUAAAUGUAUCUUAAUCUGUGAAUGAAUUGUUGUUUCUGCAAAAUGUAGGAACAGGGUUCAAAUGUCAGUUACACUGUAUUUGGAUAACUAUUUUGGACAGAACGCUUUAUACACAUUUUUCUUGUAAGAUGUACAGUCAACUAAUUGGGAAACCCUGGGAAUUAUAACCCCAUCAUAAUUGUAAUUAUAUGUGAUGUUUUCUGAAAGUGUAUGUGAUGGUUGUGUAAAUGUAAAAAUGUGAAAGAUAACUCUAGUGUUAAGAUAUUGAGAAGCACCAAGAGUUCAUUUAUGUCGGAUAUUAUAGCAAUAUUUACCUUACUUUAUGUACGAAAGAAUACUGUGCAACCAGUCUUUCUGUAGCCUUACUUGUUGCCUUUGAAUGUGUUUGAACUCACUUUGUGGCAUGGAGAAUGGACAUGGAAAUUAUUAGUGGAUGAAGACAUGUGCCUUUGUAUGAUAAAUUUGUUAUUACUUUCAGUUAAAUAUGUUGUUACCAUAUCUUGCAACUGUGUGAAGAACUGUAAAAGUAUCACUCUACAAUUUGUUCUAAGUCACAGAGACCAGUACUUGGUAAGUUGGAUUAGAGAGCACUUAAAUUAACAAAACUUAAAUCAACUGACUGCCGAUGUUUCAAGAUCGAUUUGUUUUCCUCGGAGUAGUUCAUAUUGACAAUUGUAGACAGACAUAUUUCAGUUUAGCAAUUUUUAUGACCAAUAAAACUUACAAAAAUUGUUUUGAAGACUGAAGACGUUAUUUUUAAACCAUCGAUGUUAUGAAUAUAAUAGUAACUAUUCCUCAGUCACAAUUACGUUAGUUGUUUGAUCGCUAUUUUCGAGAUGAAGCAUCAAAAGAAAUUAAAUAUUGCUUAGUUCAUUGUGCCUACAGUAAUCUAUCUGUUGCAUAAUAUGAGGAGGUGGUUAAUCACAUAUUUCUCUCUUCCAAGUAUGCUCUAAUUAGGCUGUUUCCAGGGUGCCUCUUUCCUCCUCCACCCCCCACCCCUAAAUAUCUAUCUAUCUAUCUCUCUCUCUCUCUCUCUCUCUCUCUCUCUCUCUCUCUCUCUCUCUCUCUCUCUCUCUCUGAAAAAUAUUACUGAUUUUUCAAAAAGUUGUUUUUUGUCAUGGAAAAAGUAACUGAAGUCAAUACACUUGGCUUAUUUUAGAAGUAUUUUUGUCUUUCACACCCACGAAUGACUUUGUUAUACUUCUGAAAGAAAAAUCUCAAGGCUUUUUUAGAAAUAAAAUGGGGGAAGGAGGUAUGAGGUAUUUCGUGUAGAAAACUAAUUAUUUAGGGAAAAUUGAUGAAACACAAGUUACUUUGUUAUAUGAUUGCAGGCAUGUGAUAUCUGAAUUUAUAGCUUCCAUGCCAAAUAUUUCCAAACAAGGCUUUUUGAUGAUGACUAGCCCAUUUUUUUCUCAAUUUUCUGCUUAUUUUGAUAGUGUAAUAAUUACUGGUAGAAAAUUGACAAGAAAUUUUACAAUUUAUCACUCAUCUCUGUACUGUCUGCUAUUCUUCAAUAGAUUAUUCACAUUAUCAAUAAGUAGGUGACUAAUAUUGAUUGUAUAAUUAACAUUAUGAAAGACUGAAAGUUGAUUUAGAAAGCUACUGGAUUUUUACACCAAAUUGGUAUUGAGCUAUUCAGUUCUUCCUUUGAGAAUGUUCAAGAGAAAGGUAACACAAUCAACAAAUACUUUUGCAUUUGAGAUAAAUCAAUAGUGUAUUGAUUUAUUUAUAACAUGUACCUGUUUACUCACUGUGUUCUGCUGUGAUUGAUCCUUCACUAUUUCAAUAAUGUCUAAAUAAUCCAUGCUGCAUUACAUGAUCUCUUAAUUAGGGUAAGCAGUUAAUUUUAAAAAUGUAUAAAAUAAAAAUGAAGACAUGUAGUACUAUUAAGACUUGAAUAACUGUAUGAUUUAUGCCAAAAAAACGAGGUGUGAUAAAAUGUAAAGUAUAUAUUUAUGUAUUAAAACAAAGUUCAUUUAUAAUUUAGUAUAGUUCAGAAUUGUUAAUUGAUCGUAGAUUAGACUUGCAAUUUUUCUUGUCAGUGAAUUUUGCUUCAAGCAAUGAUCUUCAUUCCAUGCAUCUUAACAAAUUCCAGAAUUAAAUAUUUAUCAUGCAAAUAAAAAUACUGCAGUAAUAGUUUGGAUUGGAUCACAAACUUGUAAUGUCAUUCGGUAAUUGACAAGCACAUCUUGUUUACAUUUCGCAGAAGAAAAGUGAUAAAAACCGUACACAUGUAAUAAUUUAUUUUUCUCAUUCAUGCCAGUAUUACUGGUCUCCAAGAUUCAUAGAUGGGCUGGAUUCUGCAGAGAAAUUGUAUUUAUAGACUUUUAGAAAUCUUGUUGCCUACCUAAUACAAGUGAAGAAAUGUUUAAAAGAAAAGGAGACAUACAAAUUGCGACAUUUAUCUUAAAUGUGAUUUGUAAACUAUUUCAUAACAAGAACAUACUGCCAUUUAUUUCUUCUCAAAAUCAUAUCACUGCCAUUCUCACCAAGUGAAGCAUUUUUAAGCUGUUCAAUUUGAAUUAUCUAACUGCAAAUGAGACUGUGAAUUAAUAUCUACAUAUGUAUAUAUAAAAUAUAUGUAUACAUGACUAAGCCUAUUUUACAAGGCUGAAAAUAACUGCCGUUUUAUUAAACAUAUAUUUAUUUGCCUUAGAAUGUCUAAUGGAAGGCAACAUGGGGAUCACAAAAAGUUAUUCACUCUUCUUGAAGUUAUUUGUUACUUGUCAUGAGGUUGCAAACCAGGCAUAUUUAAACAUGACUCAAAUGACAAAUUUCAAUAACUAUAGUAUGUUUUUUCACAAGUUAUUUCACUAGCAUUCGUUUGAAAUGUAACUGUUGAAGAAAAAAAGUUCCACUAAAAUUGUUGCAAAAUAUUUACAUUGCCUACAAACACUGUUCUACAUACUAUCCAGUUGCCUUCCUGCAGUCCUUCAUAACACGAUUGCUGUAGGCUUUAUACUAUAUUUAUGAAAAUGUUUGCUGAUUUUUUUUUUUUUUGUAGGGUUUAAUAUUUUUGUCAGAGUUGCUAGUUUUUGGGAUAUUAAACAUUUGUCUAAUAAAAAUAAAUAAUGUAAUUUGCCUCAGUUUGUGUUGUUAAUUAAAUGUAAUGUGAAAGAA
This is a messenger RNA of Schistocerca nitens (vagrant locust), 10627 nucleotides long. Its product is annotated as ATPase family AAA domain-containing protein 2-like. Lineage: Eukaryota; Metazoa; Arthropoda; Insecta; Orthoptera; Acrididae. Gene Ontology annotation, molecular function: ATP hydrolysis activity; chromatin binding; histone binding. The record is from RefSeq and is a predicted model, not a curated record. The transcript is spliced from 25 exons. Gene Ontology annotation, biological process: positive regulation of transcription by RNA polymerase II. Bases 325 to 4440 code for a protein of 1371 amino acids. Gene Ontology annotation, cellular component: nucleus.